CCGGAAGCCAAACCCACGUGCGCAUGCGCACUGGAGCCCUAACGAACCCCCCCCCCCACCCGGUUACUAUAGGGAGGCAAAAUGAGUAGCUCUGAAGAAGUGUCGUGGAUCUCCUGGUUCUGUGGGCUGCGAGGAAAUGAGUUUUUCUGCGAGGUAGACGAAGACUACAUCCAGGACAAGUUCAACCUGACGGGUCUGAACGAGCAGGUUCCUCACUACCGCCAAGCGCUCGACAUGAUCCUUGACCUGGAGCCAGACGAUGAGCUGGAGGACAACCCUAAUCAGAGCGACCUCAUCGAGCAGGCUGCGGAGAUGCUGUACGGCCUCAUCCACGCCCGCUACAUCCUCACCAACCGCGGCAUCGCACAGAUGCUCGAGAAAUACCAGCAGGGCGACUUUGGCCACUGCCCCCGCGUUUACUGCGAGAACCAGCCGAUGCUGCCCAUUGGUCUGUCGGAUGUCCCGGGCGAGGCGAUGGUGAAGCUCUACUGCCCCAAGUGCAUGGACGUGUACACACCCAAGUCGUCGCGUCACCACCAUACCGACGGAGCCUACUUUGGCACCGGAUUCCCGCACAUGCUUUUCAUGGUGCACCCCGAGUAUCGGCCCAAGCGCCCGGCGAACCAGUUCGUGCCGCGCCUCUACGGAUUCAAGAUCCACCCCAUGGCCUACCAACUGCAGCUGCAGGCCGCCGCCAACUUCAAAAGCCCAGUGAAGGCGCUGCGCUAAAAUCGCUGGCGCGGAGAAGACUCGACCGUGUACACACACGCACGUACACACACGCACGUACACGCACGUACACGCACGUACACGUACACCACCACACCUGUGUCCACGCACACAUGGCUACGUGUGUGUGUGGACACACGCGCUUAUGCGUGCGUGUAUACAUUCAGGCAUACGUUGAUAAACACCUACACACACGAGUAUAGAUAUACACGACUGCACACACAGACACAGGGAUGCAUGUAUGGGUACGCGCGUGUGUGUAUGCAACUCUGAUGUGUGCACGCACAAACGUGCGUAUGGAGGGAAACGUGCACACGCGCGCGCACGUAUGCAUACACGCGUAUGCACGUGCACAAUCACCACCCACCACACACACACAGACAGCUGUGACUCCCAAAGUCCCCAUUAGUUCGUUAACAUUAAAUCGUGAAUGUUAAGGAGCUCUGCCAGAAACGUCGAUGGGCAGUGUUGUGAGUCUUGCCCUUUGGUGACCCCCCUCCCCCCACGCAGAUGAACACAGUUUGAGUUUGGCGACCGAUUGCACAAGAAAAAAAAAUGAUGAUGAUAAUCCACACUCCCAGCGAACGCUUCGGUGUUUUCAUUACGUGCGUCUCUCGCGGGGGCAAACGCAUCGAUUUCCACCCCGACGGUAGUCGUGGGUCCGAAUCGUCCCGGGAGCCUUUUGUGUAAACAACUCAGGGGGGGGGGGGGCGGUGGUGGUGGGGGGCCUUGGCGUUUCUCUGGCGUGAAUUUGAUCCUUUGAAAUCGGUAAAUGUGUUUCCUCGUCAGUCGUUAACCACCCACACCCUCCCCCCCCCUUCGUGUUGAGUUACCGGCCCGCGGAAGUGGAUAAUGCGGAGCCACUCGCGAGGUCUUUCCCCACGUGACACGCCGCUGGUCUUGGAGGGGGGGGGUGGGGGGCAGCUAUCCCGCCCGCGCAUUUAAUUUCGGGAGCCGGAGGCUGUGAAUGUAGGCGAAUUAAAAUGCGGGGAGCUGGGACCCCGGCUCUCAACGGGGGUCUGACUCGUCAUCUCUCACCUCUAAGCCAUCAACCCGCACCACAAAAACAACAAAGAUCCCCCGUGUAGCCUUUGCAGACUUGGCGCAAGUGCUGUUAGCGAGCACGCAUGAAGGCCGGCAUGGCACGCGAGGGGAGUUGGUGGUCAAUGCCACGCCCGACCGCGUUUGUCUCCCCAGUGGCGGUGUUUCAACUGCACCAGGUAUUCAUUUGAGGCUGAGUCGACCUAGGGGAGGCCCAGAUAAUUGUCGCUGGUGUUGGCCGUGAGCGGGAAUUGAACUCGGGUCUCACAGGUUCAUAGCAGAGUGCGCUAACCGCUACACCACCCCACCACACACUAAUUUAAGAUAAAAUUAAUACUUAGAAGAAAUAACAAUGACAUUGGCUCUUCACUUAUCAGGCACAAAAAAAUUAGAGAAUAAGUACGUCUAUAGAAAGUUUAAGUUAACAUUUUAAUACAAAAAAAGCAAAUGUGACGCGCUGAAGAUUGCUGUUGCGAACGCACGGCGUAUUCCAAGAAGGUUAAUUCGUUUUUAUUUUGCGGAUGUUUUGUGUUUGUGAAAUAAAAUUCUUCCCAACAG
This is a messenger RNA of Lethenteron reissneri (Far Eastern brook lamprey), 2328 nucleotides long. RefSeq names its product casein kinase II subunit beta. Gene Ontology annotation, cellular component: cytoplasm; protein kinase CK2 complex. The record is from RefSeq and is a predicted model, not a curated record. Gene Ontology annotation, molecular function: protein kinase regulator activity. Lineage: Eukaryota; Metazoa; Chordata; Hyperoartia; Petromyzontiformes; Petromyzontidae.